Postia placenta MAD-698-R-SB12 is the source of this 1113-nucleotide messenger RNA. RefSeq lists its product as hypothetical. The coding region runs from base 1 to 1113 and encodes 370 amino acids. The record is from RefSeq and is a predicted model, not a curated record. Lineage: Eukaryota; Fungi; Basidiomycota; Agaricomycetes; Polyporales; Adustoporiaceae. The transcript is spliced from 6 exons.
AUGUCUGCUCGCUCCGCCACCCCUGCCUCGACGCCUUCGCUCGUCAACCGCCGCCUCGCCUCGCUGCUCGUGGUCCUCGAGGCUCUGCCGACCGCCGACGCCGCGCUCGACGUGGUUGAGGAGUGGGCGCAAGAUUUGUCGCCGCUCGUCCUUGCCUAUCGCAAGGCCCUGGGCGCCAUUUGCGACGAGGAGACGGAGUUGCGCGUCGCCGCCGCUGUCAAACAGCUCGCCGAGCGGGCGUCAGGGUCGUUGGUCGAGUGGGCGCGCGGCGACUGGCCCGAGCUCGCAACUGCCAUCGACUCCGAGGUCAAACGACGCCUCGAAGAACAGAGGCGCCUCGCCGAGGAGGAAGCACGACGCGUCGAAGAGGCCGCGAAGCGUGCGAAGGCCGCCGAGGAACGUCGCCUCGAAGACGAACGGCGUCGGAAGGACGAAGAGGACCGUCGGAAGCAGGCCGAAGACAAGCGUCGCGCACAAGAGGCCGCCGAUGAGGAGUUGGCGCGGAUUGCGGCCGCCGAAGGCCUUCUCUCUGACCCCGCGCCUGCCGGUGUCGACAAGGGGAAAGGGCGCGCAAGGGUCGACGAGGAGGUCACCGAGUUGUCGGAUGACCCUUCGAUCAAGACUCCUCGGACGGUCAAACACCCGUUCGCAAUGACGGAGGCCGACAUGGCCGCCGCGGCGAUUGAAAAGUGUCAGGCCGGACAGAAGUGCGAUCGUUGCGCCGGCUACCGCUCGGCCCCGGUCAAUUGCGUGUGGGUCGAGAACGCUACGACCUGCGAGAGGUGCGCGCAGUUCCAACAGGGCUGCUAUUUCGACAAAGUGUCUGUCCUGGGCAAGACAAAGAAGAUGCGCGGCGGGGGAUCAACCACCAAAAAGCGCAUUCGGCCGGCCUCUCCUGGGCCUUCGAUCGCGGACUUGGGUGACGACCUUGACGCGCUCGACCUCGACGAUGAAUCUCGGGGGAUCAUCCACGUCAUCCGCGAGGAGCGCGCUCACAUCGCUCGCCGUCGAGCGCUCCUACAUGACAUGGACCUCGACCUCCAGAAGAUGGAGAAGGCCGCGCUUGCAAAGGGCGGAAUCGGUUUCGUGCACGGGGCUGUCGAUGAGGAGUAG